Phaedon cochleariae (mustard beetle) is the source of this 998-nucleotide messenger RNA. NCBI's taxonomy places the organism in Eukaryota, Metazoa, Arthropoda, Insecta, Coleoptera, Chrysomelidae. The record is from the annotation of a GenBank genome assembly.
GCCAGUGAUGUGGCGAGCGGAACGAGAACAGCUAAACCAGAAACUACAGCAAUAUUCAAACAAAACCGGUGCCUGAAGUCAACAUCAUUCCAUUUAGUUUGUUUUUGAUCAAAAGAAAAAAUCAACCGUGAUCAUGCCUAUCGACUUCUACUAUGUUCCCGGCAGUGCACCAUGCAGAAACGUUCUUCUGACUGCCAAAGCUGUCGGAGUGGAACUCAACCUCAAGUACACCGAUUUAAUGAAAGGGGAGCAUUUGACCCCAGAAUUCAUCAAGAUCAAUCCCCAACACACUGUUCCUACCCUGGACGACAAUGGUUUCGCCAUAUGGGAAAGUAGAGCCAUCAUGACCUACUUGCAAGAACAGUACGGCAAAGAUGACAGCCUGUACCCGAAGGAUCCCAAACGGAGGGCUGUGGUGGACCAACGCUUGUACUUUGACAUGGGAACUCUGUACGCAAGUUUUGCCGAAUACUAUUAUCCUGUUAUCUUCGGAAACGGUUCCUAUGACCCGGCAAAACUGGUAAAGAUCAACGACGCCUUCAAAUUCCUGGAUACCUUCAUCGGAAAUAACGACUACUCCACCGGCAACACCCUCACGCUUGCAGAUCUGGCAUUGGUUUCCACCGUCUCAACCUUCGAGCAGAUGAAAUUCGACCUCUCUCCCUACAAGAACGUCUCCAGAUGGUUAGCCAAGGUCAAGGCAACUGCUCCUGGCUACGAAGAAGCCAACGGGAAACCUUUGCUGGCUUUCCAAGAGCUGGUUGACAGACUAACUAAGGACAAGAAGUAGAAGGUUCACCGCCUACCAUGGUGAAAAGCGGUCUCUAUAGUGGUUAAAAAUUUGAAUUUUAUAUUGAAUAUAAUGGUUUUCAUAUACCAUGGAACUGUGAUCGACUACAGCUUUGCGCAUUGGCAGAAUCUCAACUGAUGAGCUUUAUUUCAGAAGAACUCAUGGCUGAAGUACUCGCUGUUUCAGUUUUUAUCUUUUGGAGGGCACG